Messenger RNA from Effrenium voratum, 2940 nucleotides. Lineage: Eukaryota; Dinophyceae; Suessiales; Symbiodiniaceae. The record is from the annotation of a GenBank genome assembly.
AUGGGCGGCAGCAGCUCGCGAGUCGCCGCCUACACGCCAGAGAAGGAGAAGGCAGCAGAGGAGCCGCGGCCUUCAGAAGAUGAGCCAGAGCUUGCAGCUGAUGAGGAGCCGGUGGUGAUUCGCGCCAGCCUUCGCGAUGGCAAGGAUGGCCGGAAGAAGCCGCGGGUCCUCAGCGGCUUCGCGCCGGAGCCCGCGCGCCCCGGCCAGAGCCCUCAGAUGCCUCAGCCGCAGCCCGUGCGCCAGCGGGUGAUUCGGCAGCCGGCGGUGGUGGAUUCGGCCAACCACAUGGCCAGAGCUGCUCAGAUGACCCAAAUGGCGUCACUGGCGGUGCAGGGCCAAACAUCGCAAAGCAUCGAUGAGCGGCCGCCCUCGAGCCCCGAGCUGCUGAAGCGACAUUUGGAGGAGGAGGCCUUCGAGGGCGCGGAGCGCCGCAGGGCCCAGGAGACCUCAGCCCUCUCGGCGGUGCGCGCGCGCGCGGGGAACGGGAACCCCCGGCGGGUGCCGGCGGCGCUGGCGGCGGCCAACGUGGCGGUGAAGCCGGAGAAGCCUAGGUUCCCCGAGGUUGAAGUGAGCAUCAGCGCGCGGAAGGUGCUGCUGCAAUGGGUGAGGUUUGGCCGAAAGGUUUUGAAGGAGAAGCUCGCAAACAUGCCGCAGAAGCGAAGGCAGAAGAAGCCUUUGCGCGUUGACCGGCUGGUGGAGCUCUUCCUGGAGAGUCAGGAUGAGUUGGAGCGAAUGUGCCUGGAGGAUCCUGAAGAGUUGAUCCACAGCCAGAUCGAGCUGCUGACCCGCCGCAUCGAUGAGAUUGAGGAGCAGGUGCGCAAGGAGCGAGAGCUGGCGCUGAAGGCGCAGGCCGCGGCCCAGGCCCGGCGAGAGGCGCAGAAGCAAGAGGCGGCCGGCAGCGAGGCGCAGCGGGCGCGGAAGCUGGAGCAAAGUCAGGCAGUGCAGGAGGUGGCGCUGGACUGGGACACCGUCUUCGACUCGGCAGUGGCUAAGCGGGACGCGUGGAAGAAGCAGCGGGGCCAGCAGCAGCAGAUGGCCGAAAACCUGUGGCGCAAGAAGGCGGUCAUUCGCCAGCCCACCCUGGCCAGCGAGAGCGCCAAGGCCGGCAAGUCCGACAUUGCGGAACAGCUGCGCAAGGAACGCGAGCGCAUGGAGGACCUGCUGUCGAUCUUUGAGGCCCAACAGCGGCGCCGCAAGCGCAAGGACCAGCAGCCCAUGCUCGACCUGGCGGAGGCCCUGCACGAAGAGCAGCGGGAGGCCAUGGCGCAGCGGGCCGAGGAGCUGCGCGAGGAGAGGCGCCGCGAGGCGGAGAGAAGGCGUUUGGAGGAGGAGAGGCAGAGGCAGCGCGAGGAGGAGGAGCGGAGACGCCAGGAGGAGGAGGCGGAGGCGGAGCAGCGGGAGAGGGACCGCCUGGCCCUGGAGCGCCUGCGCCGGGAGAAGUUGGAGUCGGAGCGCCGCAGAGCUGAGGAACGACGCCAGGCUGAGGAGAGAGAGGCGCAGCAACGCAGAGAGAUGGAAGAGAAGUUCCGAAAGGCAGAGGAAACCCGAAAGAAGAUGGAAGAGCAGAGGCGGCAGGCGGCGGAACGCAUGGAGGCGGAGCGCCGGAAGGAAGCGGAGCGAAAGCUUGAAGAAGAGCGAAAGCGAGAGGAGGCGCGACUGGCAGAAGAGCGCAGGAAAGAAGAGGAGCGGCUUGCGGAGGAGCGAAGGCAAGAGGAGGAACGACUGGAGGAGGAGCGUCGGAAGGAGGAGCAGAGGUUGGAGGGGGAGCGAAGGCGUGAAGAGCAACGCAUCCGCCAGGAGGAGGAGAGAAGGAGGCUUGAGGCCGAGGAGCGUCGGAGGGAAGAGGAGCGCCUGCGGGAGGAGCGGCGCAGAGAAGCCGAACGGGAGCGGCUGGAAGAGGAGCGCCGGGAGCGAGAGAGGCUCGAGGAGGAGCGAAAAGAGGCGGAAAGAUUGAAAGCGGCCCGGCCAAGCCGGGGAGCGCGGAUCGACAGUGCCUUUGACAACCUCGAGGACGCCUGCGAUGAAGACGAGGAUGAGGAAGACGAGGAUGAAGAUGAAGAUGAGGAGCCUGGCUCCUCAACGAAGCCCAGGAGGAAGAAGAAGACGGCGGCUGACUGGGCGGAGCGGGCCUUGCUCGCCCUGGACGGUGACAGCGAAGAGGAAAGCGACGAGGAGGGCGGCGUGGAAGCGGACAUGCAACUUGUGAAGCUCACCGGCGCGAUCGCAAAGAAGAUCGACAAGCUCCACAACUGCCGGCUGUUGGUUCACUGCACCCGCGGCAUCUCCCGGAGUUGCAGCGUCGUCAUUGCCUACCUCAUGUUGCGAGGACAGAGCUACGAAGAGGCAAAGAGGCAGGUCCAGAAGAAGAGGACGGUGGCAUUUCCGAACAUCGGCUUUCAGGUGCAACUGCAGCAUUUGGAGAAGCAGCGUUUGGCUUCCGCCCCUGGCACUUUCCCCGAGCGCCUCAAGUGGCUGCGCUCCGCGAUGCCCCGCGGCGACCUCGCAGCGCACAAGGAGUUUCCCUUGCUGAAGGCGCUGGGGCCCCCAGUGCGUGCGCAUUUGGAGGAGGUGCUAGGCCUUGCCAGUCGGCUGAUGACGGAGCCCUCCUUGGCGGAGGAGCGGGACAGCUGGCGGAGCGCCGGGGUCUUCUUCGAGGUGCUGCACAAGUACAAGACGGUCCCGGAGGAUCGCGAGCUCGUGGACUUGGCGUUCCAGGCGGUCAAGCGCCUCCGGGAGGCGGUGGCUCAGUUCCACGACUCCUCCAACUCCUUGCGGGGCUUGAAGACGGCGAGCCUUUUAGCCUCCGAGGUGGAGACCUGGGCCAAGCUUGCAGCUUCGGCGCCUCGGAAGGUCGCGGCUCCCGCCGGGCCACUGGUGUCCUAUGGCUCAGAGUCUUCCAGUGAAGAAGAAGCUGACAGCAAGAGGCAGCGGCAAAGGUAG